Molecule: messenger RNA, 1634 nt
Organism: Hordeum vulgare subsp. vulgare (domesticated barley)
Lineage: Eukaryota; Viridiplantae; Streptophyta; Magnoliopsida; Poales; Poaceae
Product: homeobox-leucine zipper protein HOX25-like
Exons: 3
Coding region: 421-1311 (296 amino acids)
Biological process (GO): positive regulation of DNA-templated transcription
Cellular component (GO): nucleus
Molecular function (GO): DNA-binding transcription factor activity, RNA polymerase II-specific; sequence-specific DNA binding
Source: RefSeq, a predicted model, not a curated record
UUACCCGCAAUGUCCCUAAUCCCCUAUUAGGAGUAGAAAAUACCUGCAAACCCCAAAAGCUUAUUCACAAAUCCAGUCCAUCCACCACCGUCGGCCAGCUUCUCCGGUCACCGUGCGUGCAUCGCGCAAACUUGGCCUGACAGAAUCCCGUGUUCUUCUCCGGCGGUGGCUGGAGAGAUGGGGUUCUCUCUGUACCCCAUGAAGACGUCGACGCGCAUGCUGUGGAGCACCAGCUUCUACCGCCACAAGUUCCCGGCCGCUGCCGCCUCCUCCUUCUAAUCAAGCUAGCUCCGGCCCGCCGGUCGAUCGCCUCCGUGUUUCAAAAGGAGGUGGAGGAGCGCGUGGUGCGCACACGUAUAUGUAAUUUACGUGCCGCAAGAUAGGGUCUUCUUCUUAAUUUGGUUCUUGAUAGAGUUUUCUAUGGACUCCGGCCGCCUCAUUUUCGGCUCGGCCGCGCCGUCCCGCGCUGCCGGCGCCGGAGGAGGUCAGAUGAUGCUCUUUGGCGGCAGCGGGAGCUUGCUUGGAGGCUCGCCGGUGGUGGCCGGCGUGGAGGACGGGCGGCGUAAGAGGCCGUUCUUGACAUCGCCGGAGGAGGAGCUCCAGCUGGACGACGAGAUGUACGGGUACUACGGCCUCGACGAGAACGCGCCUGAGAGGAAGCGCCGGCUGACGGCGGAGCAGGUGCGGGCGCUGGAGCGGAGCUUCGAGGAGGAGAAGCGGAAGCUGGAGCCGGAGCGGAAGAGCGAGCUGGCGCGGCGGCUGGGAAUCGCGCCGCGGCAGGUGGCCGUGUGGUUCCAGAACCGCCGCGCGCGAUGGAAGGCCAAGCAGCUCGAGCAGGACUUCGACGCCCUCAGGGCCGCCCACGCCGAGCUACUCGCCGGACGAGACGCGCUCCUCGCCGACAACCACCACCUCCGAUCGCAGGUGACAUCACUGACCGAGAAACUGCAAGCCAAGGAGUCGUGGCCGGUGUCCGAGCAAGAGAAGCCAACCGCAGCAGUCGUUCAUCCGAAAGAAGGCUACUCCGCCGGCGCCACCGGCGAUGGCACGGUAGGGGUGCUGGCCAGUUUCUCCGGGGGAGCCAAGGACAGCCCGGAGUCCCAUUCCUACUUGGCCGACGCGCGCUCGCCUCCGUCGUCCUCUGACGACGAUUGCGCCGGAGCGGCCAGCGGAGAGCUGAGCGGCUGCGCCUUCUUCCUCCCCGAGUACACUAUGCUCGACGCUGCUGCCGUGGAGCGCGAGAGCGUCCAACAAGGGGAGGAGGAAGAGGAGGAAGCGCAGCGUAAGUACUGGGCAUGGUUCUGGAGCUGAUCGAUCAUCGAUGAGAACAUCAGGAAAAAUGGCAUAUCUAUAUCCUAUCUUCUGUUGUGAACCUGCGCCAUUGUUUAAUCCAAUCCAGAAGUGUAACAUACGGAGUAUUUCCUAGGUGUGUUAAUUAUUUGCCCUACUAGCCGUGAGUAGUGAAUUAGUGAUACAUGAUAUAUAUACUCGGGGCAUAGUUCAGCAGAUGUUUAGGCUGAAACUGUAUGGCCUUGCUUUGCUUAACCAGGGAUAUCAGCAAUGUCAUCAACGUGGGCUGUGGUAUGUACGAUUGUUCGAUCUUCUCAUGAAAACGAUAACUAUUGAUUUUGGUA